Messenger RNA from Cajanus cajan (pigeon pea), 1830 nucleotides. NCBI's taxonomy places the organism in Eukaryota, Viridiplantae, Streptophyta, Magnoliopsida, Fabales, Fabaceae. The record is from RefSeq and is a predicted model, not a curated record.
AUUCCCAUUGUUAUGUAUGGAAGAUCCAAUUUUGCCAUCCCCUAUUUCGCUGCAACCACUCCAAUCCAAACCAAAUCACACGACACGUACUACACUCACAAUUUUUCGAAGCUACACGCCAAUAUUUUAGAGCCAAAAACAGAGCAGCGGAAACAGAGGAGAGAGUGUAAGUGUUAACACGCAGACAUAGAGAGAGAGAGAGAGAGAGAGAGAGAGAGAGAGAGAGAGAGAGAGAAAGAAAGAAGCAUUGGUGGUUAUUAAUGGCGGAGGGGAAGGAAGAGAGUAAAUCCAGUAGCGAGGAGAGUGUGAAACUGUUCGUGGGUCAAGUGCCGAAGCGUAUGACCGAAGAUGAAGUGCUUGCAAUGUUCAAAGAGUUCGCUUUGGUGGACGAGGUCAACAUCAUCAGAGACAAACUCACUCGUGCUUCCCGAGGUUGUUGCUUUGUAAUUUGUCCAUCCAGGGAAGAAGCGGAUAAGGCGGUCAAUGCUUGUCACAACAAGAAAACGCUUCCUGGGGCAUCUAGUCCGUUGCAAGUGAAGUAUGCAGAUGGGGAGUUGGAAAGAUUAGAACACAAACUCUUUAUCGGCAUGCUUCCAAAGAAUAUUUCUGAAGUUGAGGUCUCUGAUCUUUUCUCAAAGUAUGGAACGAUAAAGGAUUUACAGAUUUUAAGAGGUUCUCAGCAGACAAGUAAAGGAUGUGCAUUUUUGAAGUAUGAAACCAAAGAACAGGCUGAUGCCGCUCUUGAGGCAAUCAAUGGAAAGCAUAAAAUGGAGGGUUCAAGUGUUCCUUUGGUUGUUAAAUGGGCAGAUACUGAAAAAGAAAGACAUGCUCGAAGGGCUCAGAAAGCACAGUCCCAAGUUUCUAAUGUGCCACAUGAUGAUCCUCAACACCCCUCAUUAUAUGGAGCCUUGCCAAUGGGUUAUGUUCCUCCAUAUAACGGAUAUGGUUAUCAGGCUCCUGGGGGUUAUGGGCUCAUGCCAUACCGUUUGCCACCAAUGCAGAAUCAACCAGGUUUCCAUCAUAUGAUGCCUCACAUGAACCAAAGAAAUGCAGUGAGGCCUGAUCUAGGUCAUAAUAUGGACCCUAGAAAUUAUCCUGCACCUCCUGCAAGUUACAUAGGCUCUUAUCCUGCUGUGCCAGGUAUACAGCAUCCAAUGGCAUAUGCCAGAGGAAUUGUAAGUCCAGGGCCAGUGAGUAGUUCUCCUGGUUCUGUUUCACCUGCAGGUGGAAAUAUCAACUCUUCAUCAUCAGGUGCCAGUAGAAGUUCCAGUGGUCAGAUUGAAGGACCACCCGGUGCCAAUCUAUUUAUUUAUCACAUACCUCAAGAAUAUGGAGAUCAAGAGCUUGCAACUGCAUUUCAACAGUUCGGUAGAGUUUUGAGUGCUAAAAUUUUUGUUGAUAAAGCAACUGGUGUAAGCAAAUGUUUUGGGUUUGUUAGUUACGAUACUCCAGAAGCUGCUCAAGCUGCCAUUAGUAUGAUGAAUGGUUGUCAAUUGGGUGGUAAGAAACUAAAGGUUCAGCUUAAGAGGGACAACAAACAGAGUAAGCUUUAUUGAUGAAGAUGGCUAAUAGAAAGUUGUACAAUUCUCAUUUCUCCUGACCGGUCUGAUGUCAAUACAAUUUGUAAUUUUCUGUAACAUGAAAAUUCAUUCAGACAUUGAUUAUUAAUUUAUUGAUUUUUCCCUCACAGCGCAAAUUGAUUAUAUUAUAAGUUCAUGAUUUUAUUGAUUUCCUCCGGGAUGAAAGGAUCAUUAUUUUGGGUCUCGUAGACACCAAACAUUAGUAUGUUUGUGUUUGGCCUAGUUCAUUUAAGUUUCUUUUCAGUGUUUG